GCUGUGGAGGUAAAGGGAGGGCUAAGGUGGGCUCACAUUGGAUGUCCCGGCUGGGGAAGAGGCGGGUGCAUACCUGAAGAUGAUGUGGAGUUCAGGUGGCCGCAGGCUGGAACAGCUUCCUGACGUGGAGAAGACACCUCUCACAGGGAGAACAACCUAUCUGCUGCUUGGCCACGAUUGGCCCUUCUGCGCCCUAAUUUCAGAUCUCACGUGGGGGCUCCAGGCAGGAUGUGGGAGGAGCUGUGCAUAGAAGAGAUACUGCGCCCGGAUCUUGCCAUGACUGCCCCCCUAAAUGAAAACAAGGUGCGGCAAACGUCGGCCAUGUGGGGGCCAAGACAGUCCAGUUCCCACCUGGUGGGCCUGAUGUGCUGCAUGGAUGAACGAGACAGAGUACAAAAGAAAACCUUUACCAAAUGGGUCAACAAGCAUCUCAUCAAGGUUCGCAAGCACAUCAAUGAUCUUUAUGAGGACCUGCGAGAUGGACACAAUCUUAUCUCCCUUCUGGAAGUCCUGUCCGGUGUCAGACUUAACAAAGACCCUGAGGCUCCACGGAGCCUGCGACGUAUGCCAUCCCGCCGCCUGUUGAUGAGGGAGGAGUCUGAAGAGAACCCUGAUGAUGCUCCCAGGGAGAAGGGCCGAAUGCGUUUCCACCGGCUGCAAAAUGUGCAGAUUGCGCUGGACUUCCUCAAGCAACGUCAGGUGAAAUUGGUUAAUAUCCGAAAUGAUGACAUCACUGAUGGCAACCCAAAAUUGACCCUUGGAUUGAUAUGGACUAUAAUCCUGCAUUUUCAGAUCUCUGAUAUUUAUGUCAGCGGAGAAUCAGGAGAUAUGUCUGCCAAGGAAAAGCUGCUCCUAUGGACGCAGAAGGUGACGGCAGGAUACAUUGGGGUGAAAUGCACCAACUUUUCUUCUUGCUGGAGUGAUGGCAAGAUGUUUAAUGCCAUUAUUCACCGCUACAGACCUGACCUGGUAGACAUGCAGAAAGUGGAAAUUCAGAGCAACCGGGAAAACCUAGAGCAGGCAUUUGAGAUAGCAGAGAGUCUGGGGGUGACCCGAUUAUUAGAUGCUGAAGAUGUGGAUGUGAAUUCUCCUGAUGAAAAGUCUGUGAUCACGUAUGUGUCUUCUAUAUAUGAUGCCUUCCCUAAAGUCCCAGAAGGAGGAGAAGGGGUCAGUGCCACUGAAAUAGACUCCAAUUGGUUGGAGUAUCAGGAGAGAGUAAUGUCAAUUACGCAGUGGAUCCGCCAGCAUGUACUUCUGAUGUCUGACAAAUCAUUUCCACAGAAUCCUGUGGAGUUAAAGGCACUUUAUAAUCAGUAUGUACAUGUAAAAGAAACUGAAAUUCCAGCAAAAGAACAGGAAAAGGCACAGAUUCAGAAAUUAUAUCAGCUGUUACAGCCCUGGAUUGAGUUUGGUCGUAUCAAACUCCCUUCAUCCUUUCAUCCCAAUGAUGUGGAGGAACAGUGGGGGAAGCUUAUACUAUCCAUGAUAGAGAGGGAGAAAGUUCUUCGGCCUGCUGUGGAGAGGCUUGAGCUGCUCUUACAAAUCGCAAACAGGAUACAGAAUGGCUGUCUGAGCUGUGAAGAGAAGCUGACACUAGCAAGGAAUACACUGCAGUCUGAUGCAGAUAAUGUAGAGUGUGGGCAAAGCACUCAACAAGAGAUUGAAGUGUUACAGUUCCUUCAGGAAAGUGAGAGUCUUCUCCGUCAACUGCAGGCAGAUGUUCAGAUUCUGAGAGAUGAAAAGUACUUCCAGGUGGAUGAACUUGCCUUCAGAGUUCUGCGGAUUCAGGAUGAGCUUCUGACACUGAGACUGGAAUACUCCAACCUGUACAGGAAAGGGAACUUCAUUGGCUCAGACCUACAAACCUCUGUGUCUCUGAACACAUCUCACCCGCAAGGUUUUCACACAUCAGCUACUUCUUCCAUGUCUUGGUUUCGGAAACCAAUGAGUCGGUCAGAGCUGCUUGCUCUGUCCUCAUCAGAAGAUGAAGGCAGCCUCAGAUUUGUUUAUGAGCUCCUUGCCUGGGUGGAAGAAAUGCAGUUAAAACUGGAACGUGCAGAAUGGGGCAGCGAUCUUCCAAGUGUGGAGACUCAACUGGAAAAUCAACGCCAAGUACACACCAGCGUGGAGGAGUUGUCCUCAAGUUUGCGAGAGGCAAGGAGUUAUGAGGUUAAAAUGUCUCCUAAUUUUCGCAGCAGCUAUAGAGAGACUUUAAACAAGCUGGAAAUACAGUACUGCAAACUAAGGGAAACUUCAAGCUUCCGAUUGCGCCACUUAGAGAGCCUUCAUAACUUUGUGUCUCGAGCUACAGCACAGAUCAUCUGGUUGAAUGAGAAGGAAGAGGAUGAGCUUGCUUAUGAUUGGAGUGAUAGAAAUUCCAGCAUGGAGAUGAAGAAGGAUUCCUUUUCUGAACUUAAACUGGAACUAGACCAGAAGCAUGAUGUCAUUCAGUCCUUGCAGGAAACAGCUGAAUUGUUGUCACUAGAAAACCAUCCAGCAAAACAAACCGUAGAGGCAUAUAGUGCUGCGGUUGUCUCUCAAUGGCAAUGGGUACAACAAUUAUAUCUUUGUGUAGAUCAGCAUUUAAAGGAAAAUUCGGCAUAUUUCAAAUUCUUCAGUGAUGUACGGGAAUCAGAAGUUUAUCUGAAAAAUCUCCAGGAGUCAAUUAAAAGGAAAUAUUCGUCUGACCGCAAUACUAGUAUGAACCGAUUGGAAGACAUGCUGCAGGACUCCAUGGAAGAGAAGGAACAGCUCAUCCAAUCCAGAAGUACAGUGGCUAGCUUGGUAGGGAGAUCCAGGAACAUUGUACAGCUUAAGCCCAGAAAUCCAGAAUAUAGUCUAAGUGGAACACUGCCCAUCAGAGCGAUAUGUGAUUACCGGCAAAUUGAGAUGACUAUAUGUACAAAUGAAGAAUGUGUACUUGAAGAUAACUCUCAUAGAACAAAGUGGAAAGUGAUAAGCACAACUGGAAAUGAGGCGAUGGUACCGUCAGUGUGCUUUCUCAUCCCUCCACCUAAUAAAGAAGCAAUAGAUAUGGCUGUCAGGGUGGAACAGCUUUACCAGAAAGUGAUGGCGCUUUGGCAUCAGUUACACGUAAAUACUAAGAGUUUGAUUUCUUGGCAUUUCCUACGCAAAGAUGUUGACAUAGUGCAGGGAUGGAACAUGGACAAGCUUAGGGUUAUGCCUCUGGCAGAACGUCUGCAGACUCUAUCCAGUCUCGAAUCACACCUGGAUGAUUUCUUGGAAGAUAGCAAAGACUCACAGAUAUUCUCAUCUACUGAUCGCCUCAACAUGGAGCAAGAAGUAGAGACCUGUAAAGAGCAAAGCAGGAAGCUGGUGGACCUAAUUGAGGCUGAAGAUAAAGAUGAGUCUUUAGCACAAACUUAUUUAUCAGAACUUCACAACAUUCGUCUGCACUUGGAAGAAUGUGAACAGAGGCUAGUGAGGAAGUUACAGAGUCCUUCAGGCUAUGAUGGAGAAGCUGUACAUGAAAAUGCCAUCAGGAUAUGUGAACAAGAGAGAAUGCAGGAGGAACUAAAGAGAUUAAAAUCAGAACUGUCAAUGGUAUCAGAGCGCUGUGACCAUUUCUUGCAUAUGUCUCCAUCUGGCUCCAGUACUCCAAAUGUUCGCUCAAAGCUGGACCUCGUAGUUGGGAAGAUGGAUCAGGUCUAUGGCUUGUCGUCUGUAUUUUUGGAAAAACUGAAGACAGUAGAUGUGGUUAUACGGAGUCUACAGGGUGCAGAAGCCGUUGUUAAAGGAUUUGAAACCCGGCUUAGUCAGGAAGAUACUAUUGCUGCAGAUCCAGUUGCUAUUCAGUGUCAACAGGACUUAUUACAGCAAUGGCUGAAUGAAGCAAUAGAGAAAGGCAAUGUGAUUUCUGCUCUGGAGGAGGAUGUCGCAAAAUCAAAGGAAGUAAGAGAUCGCUUAAAUCGGAGGACUCAAGAACGCAGUCUUGAUGUAGAGCAAUAUCAAGAGAAGACGGCUAAGCUUCGGGAGCGGUGGAGUGGCGUGCACACUCAACUGGAAACACGGCAAUCCGAAUUGGCCACAAUAAGAGAUGUAUUAAAGAGCUACAGGGGGCACCAUGAUGGUUUAAUCCAGUGGAUAGAGGCAACAAAGUCACAGCAGGAAAUGAUGAAACCUGGACAGUCAGAAGACAGGAAAGUCUUGUCCGAGCAGCUUAAUGAACAAACGGCACUGGUGGCUGAAAUAGAGCGGAAUCAGCCUCGUCUAGAUGAAUGUCAGGCCCUUUCCCAGCAGUACUCUGUGUCUGUGAAGGAUUAUGAACUGCAGUUGAUGACAUACAAGGCCUUUGUAGAUUCGCAUCAGAAGUCACCACUAAAGCGGAGAAGAAUGCCUUCUACCUCAGAUGUUAUAACACAAGAGUUUAUGGAUCUCCGCACUCGUUACACUGCUUUGGUGACUUUAACUACACAGCAUGUCAAGUACAUCAGUGACGCCCUACGAAGACUUGAAGAAGAAGAGAAAGUCCUUGAAGAAGAGAAAGAAAAGCAUGUUGAGGAUCUGAAACAACUGUCUAGUUGGGUUUCUAGCCUGUCUCAUAUGGUGUCAUCGCGUGGAGGGAACAGUGCUGAUCUGAAAAAGUCAAUUUCCGAGAAAAAGGCACUAAGUGAAGAGCUUCUCUCAAAGAAAGAUGAAGUUUCGGAAGCUAUUAAGUCUAUGCAGAUCUUCCUGGCCAAGAACAGUGAUAAGUUGUCCCCUGAGGAGAAAGUGGAGAUCUCUUCUCAGAUCCAGGAGCUGAAGGACACCUAUAAUAAACUCUGUGAAGAGUCUGAUAACCAGAUACAAGUGCUUCAUACUGAGCUUGCUCGGGAGGCCGAACAAAAGGGGAGUCCCACAAUUGCUGGAGUUAUAGAUUUGGGAUCUAUGGAGAUUUUUCCCAUAUUCUGGGCAAUGCAGAAAGGUCUUAUUGACCAAGAUACUGGCUUUAUGCUUUUGGAGGCUCAGAUUGUCUUGUCUGGCUUGAUUUUUCCUGAAACAAAUGAGAAAAUGACUUUAGAAGAAGCUCUUGAGAAGAAGAAUAUUGAUCUAAGGAUUUUCCAGCGUCUUCAUCCUCUGAGUGUAGCAAACUCCUUGCUAGAAAUACACAAAGAUGAGAAGCACAAAAUUCAUGUCCUUGUUACUGCCAUCAAAGAAGGAGAAAUCACUGAAAGUGUUGGUCUGAAAAUCUUGAACAUUUAUCUAUCUUCUGGCACACUUCCACCAUCUACUGAUGCAGAACAGUCUAUCCAGCGUAUGCUAGUUAGUAGCAACUUAAUGGAAAAGAUCGAGACCUCUUCUAAGACGUUUAUUGAUCCAAACACUGCAAAACGAGUGAGUUUAAAAGAAAUCAUGGAAAGCUGCAUUAUUCAUGAAUCCACCGGCCUAAGGCUCAUCCCGGUCAAACAGCUAGCUGGUGGAAUGGUGUGUCUCAGAUCAGGCAAAAAAGUCAGCAUCUUUAAGGCAGUGCAAGAAGGACUUAUCGACAGACAAAUCGCUAUAAGACUUUUAGAGGCUCAGUUGUUUGCAGGUGGAAUAGUAGAUCCGAAAACUGGACAUAGACUUAGUGUGGAUGAAGCAGUGCGAUACCAUUUGAUGGACAAGGAUAUGGCUUGUGCUUUACUUUCACGACAGCUCAUUGAUGGUGGCAUUAUUGAUGUUGCAGCUGAACAAAGAAUUUCAUUGGACGAAGCAGUGAAAUGCCAUCUUAUAGCACCAAAGCUCGCUCUUCUUGUAUUGGAGUCACUGACCUCACUGAAGGGCUUUGUAUGGCCAGAAUCUGGUCAAGUCAUUCCUGUUUCAGAUGCCCUUCAAGAAGGCAAUGCUUCUACUGAACUGGCAAUGAAAGCUCUUGACAACAGACAUCAGAUUCAAGGCCUGUAUAUCUUAGAAAAGAAAGAAGUUAUGUCUUGGGACAGAGCCAUUAAGUGUGGUAUCUUAGAUGAAAACAAUGCUAAAACAUUGCAGUCUAGCGUAAUUCCAGAUAUAGUAUCCAGUGUCUCAGCAGAAAGCGCCCAUCAAGCUGAAGUCCAGCCAUUCUCUGGAACUAGCAGCUCACAUCCUGUUGACAAGAGCGCCUGGGACAUUCUAAAGAAUUCACAGUCUGAAGACAAAGAAAAACUGGUGACUUCUUUCAGACACUUGAGCUACAUAAACUUUCAGAAUGGUCAGAGACUAUUGCUUAUUGAAAAUCGAGAAAACAAUGUUUAUGAGCUGCUCUUAGGAAAGCGUCAACACAAUUUUAGUGGAGAGAGUCCUGAUCUUAAACACUUUGCUAAUACAAAUGUUUAUGAUCUAGAAAAGACCAGAGGUAUUGGAGGCAUAAGUACAGACAAGGAGAAUGAGCCAGAAUCAUGCCUGUUGUCAAGAGAGAGCGAUUUGUCCUCAUGUGUGGGUCAUCCUCAAACACAGGAGACAGCAUCUUUUCAACUUAAUAGUUCAGUACAAAUCCAGGGCCAAAAUGCCUCCAAAGAAAUGGCUGAUGCUAUUCAAUCUGCACUCCCUAGUAGCCGAAUAGAUGAUGCUAGGACAUCAGCGACGACUCCUGAUAACAGAGCUCUGGGUGCUAGCCAACAGUGCUUCACAUCUGAGGCUGAAAGGCUGCAAAAUCAGACAGAUGUUCAAAAACAUGUACUUAAUAAAGAAAAAUCUUUAUCAAAAAUCUCUUCUGAUGGGAAAAGUGAAAAUAUUAACACAGACCUUAUUUCCUGUAAAGGAUUGCCAAAGAGAGAUGAGGUAGAAGACUUCAGAGAUGCAAGCAAUCAACCAGAAGAGAUGGAUGCUUCAUUGUCUCUUUCUGUUGGAAAUGUUCCCUUUGACAUGGAAGUAGAGGAUACUUUAGAUAUGCUGUCUGAACAGAUAAUCAAUGGGGGCAUUAUAGAUGCAAAUUCCAAUCAGAAACUUCUGCUAAAUGAGGCAGUUGCACUGGGUGUAAUCUCAAGCCACACUGCUUUACAACUAAUGGAGAGACUUGGACUGUUCUCUGGAUUUUUUGAUUCCCAGACAUGUGAAGCAUUAACUAUCCAGGAUGUGAUAGAUGAGGGUCUGAUGGAUGAGAACCUCUUGCAAAAAGUCUUCCGCUCAGACAAGUCAGUUGCUGGUGUUGUAGACAUGCAAAACAGCCAGAUAUAUUCGAUUCAAGAAGCUAGGAAAACAGAACUUAUUGCUGAAGAAGUAGCUAGACAUAUUUUAGAAGUCCAGGUAAUCACUGGGGGUAUACAUGAUGUGAAGAGAGGCAAGAGGAUAUCGGUCACAUUGGCUUCUAGUUUGAACUUUGUAAAUUCUUCAGAAAAGGAAGAACUGAUAAAGUUAGAAAAGGCUUCUAAAGGCAAAAGUACAGACAAAAGGGUCAAAGAGAAACUCCAAAGUCUACAGUUAGAAUCAAGUGGUAUCACAGAUCCUAAAUCUAACAAAGCUUUGUCUGUAGUAGAAGCUCUCAAUAAAGGUGUUAUUAACAGACAUGAUGCUAUCCUGCUCUUGUCGAAGCAAAUUCAAGAUGGUGGUAUAAUCCAUCAUUUAUCAGGAAUUCGGUUUUCUGUGAUUGAUUCUCUUAAACACGGGUUGGUUGAUCAAGAUUUGUUUGAGGAACUUUCUGAGUUUGAGUGUAUUUAUCAGUUACAGCUUUCUGGGUCAUCAGGAAGGGCUCAAGGAAUUGUGUCUACACAUAAUGAUAGUAUCAUGCCAUGUCAAGAGAGCAGUGUUAUUCCAUAUACAGAUGUAUUAAAAAAAUGCAAAAUUGAUGUUUUGACUGGACACAGAUAUGUACAAUGUGAUUUACUGGAAAAGCAUGAGUCGCCUACAGUCACUGUAGACUCUAACUUGGAAUUGCCUCACUCAAUAGCUCCUGCUCAUAAGCAGGUGCAAGAUGAGCACACAUAUGCUUCAGAAGAUAACCACAGUCCUCAAGAUAAUCAUGAGGAGAUUAAGAAGAGAGUUCAUGCUAUUCACAAGAUUGCAAUCGAGGAGCAGGUACAAGAUUCUACAUCUCUGAUUAGGAGUAAUGUUACAAAUACUGAAGCUCCAUCUGAAAGUAAAGCACAUUUUGAUCUAAUGAAAUCAAACAUUACAGAAGAUCAUAUGGUGGUGGAUGCUAAUGCCAGUGAUUUAAAGAUGCCAAUGCAUUUUAAGAAGGAAGCCUCUCUCAAUGAUAAUGUGCCAACAUUACUUGCUAAAAACACCUCAUCCAUUGUUGACGUGACCAAACUGAGUACCAACAUCAAUGGAUCGUCAGUCCUGUGUAAUGAGACCACCAUGACAUCUUUCAGUGACAAAGUAGACUCUAAAGUAAACCAAACAGCUCAAUCUGAGACCCUAAGUGUCAUAACCUCAUCCAUAAAGGAUGCAGCAGUUGUAAAAAAUGUGUCAUCUACUGGGCUUCUGGAGCGGUCAGUUGUACAAGAAGCUGUAUCUGGUAAAGAGGCAAGAAAGGACAAGUCUUCAAGUGCAGAUGAUAGUUCAUUUGAUUUCUCAUCUGGUCUUUGUAACAUUCAAAUAGAUGAUGGAAAAUCAUAUUUACCUGGUAACCAGAAAAUUGAACGCAAACCUACAGAAGGCGACCCAUCUAUAACUUCUAUUCUUUCGCAAAUUGUAAAAGAACAGGAUACUGACCGCAGUGAUAAAAAGGCACAAUCUUCUUUGCCUGAUCUUGAUGUUCCACAGCUCACCGAGAAACACCAAACUGUUGCUGAUGUGCAAGAUAAGAUACAACUCAGUCAGUCCGCAACAGAACUGGAAAGUCAUAUAGUGCAUCGCAAUGUUGUAGGUCAGCCAGUAGAAUAUAAGCAUGUAGAGCAUACAGGGAUCAUAAAAGAUCCUCUGGAUGGAAGUUUUGUUUCCAAAGAUAGAAAAAUGUCAGUUGGUAAAGAUGUCUUGAAGCCAAUGCACAGCGAUUCUAGUGAACAUGCAAAUGUGCCCGCUGUACAGAAGGCCUCUGAGCAAAUGGACAAGAUGGCAUGUAAGAAAACAGAGAAGAAGACUCUUACAUCUGUUAGUCACGUGAAACAAAGGAAAUCAAAGGAGGUAUCUAGCCUUCAAGGGCAUGCUCGAAGUUCAGUGACGAAAGCCAGAGUAAAUAGAGAGCAAUCUGAUGGUGUCCAAAACAUGGACAUAACGAUUCAAGUGGGAGAAGGUAGUCAGCGUGUUAGAGAAACAGAUCGUAAUUCUACAUUUCUGACCAAAGGACCACCCAAGAGCUUUCAAGAUGCCCGAAAUAAGCAAGCUUGCCUUCAGCAUGAAGAGAAUCUUGUGUGUUUUCUCUCAAUGCUUCGAGAUAUUGAAGUAAGACUGGGAUCACUGCAGCCUGUCUUACCAGGCCUACAAGAUGUCCAGGAGAAAUUGAGACAAGCAGAGGUGCUAGACCAGGAACUGAAGAAUUUGGAAUCUCAUGUAGCGAAGGAGCUUGACUUUGUGAAGUUGAUUGUAUCCGAACAGCCUCCUCACGUGCCAUCUCAGCUCCUGCGGGCUUUAGAAAAAGAUGCCAAGAACUUGGAGAAAUCUCUUAAUUCCGUCAGAGGGAUUUCAGAGUCUCGGGUUAAACAGCUCCAGGAUGUGUUUGAGCUUGAAAAGGGAAAAGUCUGUGCUGAGCAUCAUGAGCUCAAAAGCAAACUGCAGACUCUUUUGCAGAAGGUAAAGGAGAUCUCAGACUCUCUUGACUGCCAGAAGACAAGUGGUUUUGGAUCAGUAUCUACAGUAGGCGAAGAGAUGAAUAUUGUAGAGAAUUUGAAGCAACCUGUGUCAGACAUCAGGGUCGAUCUGGAGAACAUUGCCUAUGACGUCCAGCUCUUUAUUUCUGAGCAAGCUCAAGAUUUGUCGCCACAACAAAGUCGCACGUUACUUCGUCUUUUGAAUGAGCUGCAGAAAUCUUUUCGGGAAACCUCUGAAAGAUUGUUGGCUCAGAAUGAAGUGCUGCAGUUCCGUGAACGUCAGACUCUUCAGGAGCAGCAGGUGGUUUGUGCCCAGGAACUGGAAGGCUUGAGCUCUUGGACUGAAGAAAUAGAAAAAGCUGUGAAUGAUCACCAGACUGGUGCCAGCACGCAGGACCUCUCUAGUCUGCAGGAUCAGUACCAGAGCAUGCAGAACCUCCAUAAGGAUGUUCAAGCCCGAGCUAAGCAGUUUUCAAGAGCCAUCAAAACAGCAGAGAACUUCCUUGAACAGAAUAGAAACAAAAUGAAUCCAGAAGAACUGGAGGCCUUCCAAAGGAAGUUGCAGAAGGCUAAGGAACAGUACCAGUCUGUGCUUCAAAAAACAGGGGAGACAGAGAAACAGUUAGAGUCUGCAGUGAGCACUGCCGUUUUAGAGGAAACCAAAAAGUCUAAAACCGCUGAAGAGCUGAAGGAAAAUCUAGGAAAGAUUGAGUCACUCCUGUGUCAGGUCCUUCCAUCUCUCCCAAAUAAAAGCAAUCAGCAGAAAGUCAGUGUUACUGAUGGGAAAGAUCCUGGGAAGAAACUGCAGUCAUCUGUAUGUCCUCCUGAAGAUGCUGCUGACAUAAUUAAUGAAUUGUAUGAGAGAAAAAAGACACAGCAUCAAGAAAUGUUAGCCAAACAGCAAAAUUUCAUCUUGACCAUACAGUCAGCACAAGAUUUCUUAGACAAACAUGGUAGCACGUUAUCCCCUGAAGAGAGAGAGCGGUUGCAGAACCAGCUGGCACGUUUGAAGGAGGAGUACGCUACCUCGUUGUCUCAAUCUCAGUUACAACUGAAGCAUUCACAAAGCCUGCGUGAUGACCUGCAAAACUUCAUUCAUGACUCUGGAGAGUUUGAGAACUGGCUUCACCAGAGUGAAAAAGAAUUGGAUAACAUGCAGAAUGGGAAUUCAGACUUCACAGCGUUACAUGACUUACUGCAGCGACAAGGCGAUUUUUCUGAAGAUGUGAUUUCACAUAAAGGAGAUCUGCGAUAUAUUACCAUUGCUGGUCAGAAAGUCAUUGAUGCAGAAAAAGCAGCUUCUGAACAGUGCGAUGAAGGGUUGGAAGUGCAAGUGGCUGGAGCUUUGGUGAAAAAUAAACUUGAAGAUGCUUCCAAAAGAUACAGUGCCUUGCAUUCAAAGUGCUCCAAGCUGGGAACUCACUUAAAUAGUUUAUUGAACGGGUACCAGCAGUUCCAGGAGGGCUCAGAUGCCGCGGUGAGUUGGCUGCAGAAGGCUGAACUAGCUGUGGAAAGGUUACUUUCUGAACCAGUAGCAUCAGAUACAGUCGCUCUGCAGUCUCAGCUGGAGAAAGCAAAGAGUAUGCAGUGUGAUAUUGCAGAGCAUCAAGUACACGUGGAAAAAGUUCAUAAGACAGUCCGUGGCCUCCAAGAAAUCCAAGGAGAUCCACUGCCAGACUGUAGGAAGAUCCAGGCAACAGCUGAUUCCAUUGAAAGUCGAUACCAGAGUCUUUCCAGCAAGAUGGCCGCUCACUCCGAUUUACUGCAGAAGUCAGUAGCUCAGACGCAGAGUGUGCAAGACGGCCUGGAACACCUCUUGCACUGGUUAGAAGGAAUAGAAAAGACCGUAGAGGGACAAAACCAGGCAUCCAUGUCUUCUUUAUCGAUUCAGGAAGCUCUUGCUCAGAACAUGAAAUUAAGACAGGACAUUGGAAGUAGAAGAGGGAGCCUGGAUGCCACUGGUGAAAUGGUGGUGAAGUUCAUGGAGACGGCAGACAAGACAGCAGCCGCAAACCUUCAGAACAAGCUCUCUGAAGUCACGGCACGGUUUGACAAAGUGUGUCAGCAGCAGAUCGUACAAGAGACUGCUCUAAAAGAGGUCUUGCCAAAAGUGGAAAGAUAUGAGCAGAUCUCAGAAGCAUUGCAAGACUUUAAAGAAACAAGGUCACAAUUGCUGGCAUCAGGAAACCAGCCAGAUAGAGACAUUGCUCAGUUUUCAGAGCAAAUUCAGGAGUUGAAUAUAGAAAUAAAGCAACAGGGAGAGCAACUGGAUACACUUGAACAUCUAGUGAAGGAUUUGAGCACCUGCCCUUUGCUUCUCGAUACCUCGGAGCACUUACAGAAGGUUUACUCCCUGAAGAAGGCUUUUCAGGAUCUACAGGAGGCAGCAAAAGACAGACAACGUGAAGCAUUGUCUUGCCAGGAAGAAUUGGAGGAGUUCAAGAGGCUGGUUGGGAAUAUGAGGAAGUGGCUGAAGGAUAGUGAAGACAGUGUUCCAUCAUGUGAAGGUUCACAUGGAUCGCUUGAAUUACAGAUCUUCCUACAGCAAGUCGAGGACCUCUUAAAAGAGUGGAAAAUGAAAGGUCCCCAAGUGGAAGUCAUUGCUCAAAAAGGAUCUGAAUUGGAGAACAGAAUAAUGGAGAUAACAGCUUCAGAAAGCCAACUGCAAAGAGGUUCUGUUCUGAUGGCUUCAGUGAGCACAGUAGGGAAUGUUAAUGGAUAUCAUACUUGCCAAGAUUUGACCGGGAUCCAGUGUGAUGUCUCUGAGAUUAGUCAGGCAUAUGAAGAUCUUGGAGAGGUACUGAAUAACCGCGAGGAGCAAUUAUCUUCCAUGUUGGAAAAGAUGACGAAGGUUCAACAAGAAACAAAUCAGAUGCUGAAGUGGUUGGAGUCUAAAGAAAGAGUCCUAACUGCUGUCAAUGUCUCUCCAACAAAGAGUGAAGUUGUUAGAGCACAAGCAGAACAGAACAAGGAAUUUAUAUCUGAACUCGAGAAGAGUUCUGAAAAAGUGGAAAAGUUGAAAGGUGAAUUGAAAGAUUUGCUGGAGAAGCAUCCCAACUCCCCUGAGGCCGAAACCUGGAGGCAAAUGCUGGAAAACCUUAAUGAACAGUGGGAUCGAGCAAAUCAAGUGACCUCGGAGCGACAGCAAAAACUGGAGGAGUCUGCCAACCAACUGGCUAUCUUCCAAGCUGCGGGCUCCCAGCUACGGCCUUGGUUGACAGAGAAGGAGCUGAUGAUGAGUGUUUUGGGGCCUCUUUCAAUUGAUCCCAACAUGCUGAGCGCACAGAAACAGCAGGUUCAGUUUAUGUUAAAGGAAUUUGAAGCUCGCAAAGCCCAGUAUGAAGAGCUAAAGCAUGCAGCCUAUGGUAUCCUAACAGGACCUGGAGAUGAAUCUCCAUCCACCAGCCAGGUUGAAGAUGAUUUCCAUGAAAUCAGUCAAAAGUGGACAGCGUUAACCAACCGUCUGAAUUCCAGAGCUGACCAUAUUGACCAAGCUGCUGUGAAGAGUGCUCAUUACCAAGAGGUCCUACAAGGUCUUACAGACAAGAUAAAACAGACUGGCAAGAAGCUUGGUGCACAGCCAGCAGUUAGCAGUCAACCUGACGCAGUAAAGAAACAGUUGCAGGAAACUAGCGGAAUUCGAUCAGAACUGGAGGCCCUUGCCCAGGAAGUCACAGAAACUCAGGUCUUAUGCAGUGAAUUGUCUGAACUUGUGGCAGAACCAUACCUCAAAGAUGAACUUCAAAAGCGGCUUGACACUGUGGCCCUUCCUCUUAAAGGGAUGGAAGAUUUGGCAGCGGAUCGUGUAAAUCGGCUGCAGACAGCUCUUGCUAGUUCUCAGCAGUUCCAGCAGAUGUUUGAUGAGUUGAGAAACUGGUUGGAUGAAAAGCAGACCCAGCAGUCCCAGAGUCAACCAAUAUCAUGCAAACUGGAAAAGUUACAAUCUCUACAUCAGGACCAGGAGGAAUUCCAGAAAACAUUGAACCAGAAUAGUGGGUCUUAUGAAAUGAUCGUUGCUGAGGGUGAGUCUUUGCUUCUGUCCUCUCAGCCUGGCGAAGAAAAAACUUCACUUCAAAAUCAGUUAGGAUGUCUGAAAUCAAACUGGGAGGAGUUAGGGAAGAAGACAUCAGAAAGACUUGGCAAACUUAAAGAUUGUUUGCAUAAAGCCCAGAAGUACAAAAGACAUGUUGAAGAUCUUGUGCCUUGCUUAGAUGACUGUGAGAACCAACUGAAAGAAAUGCAGGUCACUCUUGACCCCAUGCAACUUGAUGCCCAGCUUCUAAGAGCAAAGGUUCUACAAAGUGAAAUAGACAAGAAACAUUCUCUGUUGGAGAUGAUGAAUACCACAGCUGAUCUCCUUACUGAAGCUGCUGAAGUUGAUGACCAAGAAAUUUUAGAGGAGAAAGCCGAACUGAAUCAGAGGAUGGACAGUGUCACGGAACAGCUCCAUGACAAGGCAGGGUCUAUUGAAGAGAUGUCCUUGAGGCUCAAAGAACUUAAUGAUAGUUUUAAAAAUAUUGAUAAGAAGCUGGAAGGAGCAAAACAUCACUUGGCGAUCUAUGCAGCACUUGGUUCCCAAGCUUGUAGCAGUAAGAACUUAGAAAACAUGAAGUCCCAGCAGGAAAUGCUCCAGAACUUGGACACACAAGUUCAGUACUUGAAAAACAUUAUCCAAGGUUUGACUGAAGAUGCACCAAAAGGUUCUGAUGUCUCUUGUCUCCUGCGCCAGGCAGAAGAUGUACAACAUGACUUUGAGACCAUAAAACAAGAGGUGAAUGAGUGUUGCUUGAAUAUGGAACAAAAACUUCAAGGAAUUGGUCAAUUUCAUGCUAAUGUUAGAGAAAUAUUCUCAAAUCUGACUGAUCUAGAUGAUGAGCUUGAUAACAUGGGCCCAGUGGGGCGAGAUGUAGACAGCCUGAGGUCACAAACUGAAGUCAUCGAGAAGUUUUUAGAAACUGUACAAGCCCUAAAAUCCGAUGUAGAGUUCUCAGAAAAGAAAUGCAGGGUUAUGUUAGAGAACGAGGGAGGACCUGAUCUUAUUGCAUUAAUGCGAGAACUUGGCACGUUGAAUAAGCAGUGUAUUAAACUGACCGAAAGGGGCAAAAAUCGACAGGAGCAAUUAAAGGCCACACUGGGAAGAAUUGAGGACUUCAACAUGAAACUAAAAGAGCUGAAGCACCAGAUUUUGACGGCAGAGGGCAGCAGUGCAUUGCAGGAGGUGGUUGGGACUGAAGUGGAAGCUAUUAAGCAGCAAUUAAAAGAUUUUAAGGUUUUUCAGAAGGAACAGGUAGACUCUGUGCAGGCGAAGCUUCAGCAAGUAAAUGGCCUUGGCCAGGGUCUGAUUCAGAGCGCAGACAAGAACUGUGACGUGCACGGACUAGAACAUGACACGGAGGAGCUGAACGCCAGGUGGAACACACUCAACAAAAAGGUGGCAGAGCGAGUGACCCAGCUACAGGAGGCCCUGCUGCAUUGUGGGAAGUUCCAGGAUGCUUUGGAACCGUUGCUCAGCUGGCUCACCGACACUGAAGACCUGAUUGCAAACCAAAAGCCGCCCUCUGCCGAAUACAAGGUGGUGAAGGCUCAAAUUCAGGAGCAAAAGCUCCUGCAGCAUCUCCUGGAUGACCGUAGAUCAACUGUGGACAUGAUUCAAGCUGAAGGUACAAGAAUCGCAGAUGGUGCUGAUCCUGCAGAUGGGGACAAGAUAAACCGCCAGUUGGAGACCCUCAAGGAGAGAUGGUCAUCUCUGCUGCAGAAGGCACAGUCAAGGCAGAAACAACUUGAUGACAUAUUAGUUUUAGCCAAGCAGUUUCACGAAACAACUGAGCCCAUAUUUGACUGGCUCUCAGCCACCGAAAAGAAGUUGGCAAACUCUGAGCCAAUUGGCACUCAGACUGGGAAAAUUCAGCAACAGAUCCUACGCCACAAGAGUCUAGAAGAUGAUGUAACAGUCCGUGAGACUGAUGUUUGUCAAGCCGGCAGGCUAGUCGACAGUCUUUCUGCCCUGUGCUCUGCAACAGAACGCGAUAGGUUGGCACAGAAACUAGACGACUUGCAUGCUCGGUACACAGAGGUUCAGGAUCUCUGCAGCAGAAAAAGUGCCUUGCUGGGGCAAGCUCUGAGCAAUGCCAGGCUGUUUGGGGAGGACGAAGUGGAAGUCUUGAACUGGAUAGCAGAAGUAGAGGAUAAAUUAAGCUCUGUCUCUGUUAAGGAUUACAAGCUGGAGGUCCUACAGAAUCAACACAAAAACCAAAUGGCCCUAAGUGAAGAAAUAACCAGUAGAAAGAAAAAUGUGGAUCAAGCUGUUAAAAACGGACAAGCUCUGUUGAAGCAGACAACAGGUGAGGAGGUCCUGCUGAUCCAGGAGAAGCUGGAUGGCAUCAAGACACGGUACACCGAGAUCACAGCAUCCAGUGGGAAGGCUCUCAGAACAUUGGAGCAGGCCUUACAACUAGCCAGCAAAUUCCAGACUACCCAUGAUGAAUUGACCAGCUGGCUAGGAAGGGUUGAAGAAGAACUUGCUCGAUCAAGUGGCCAGUCACCUGCAGGAGAUCAGAUUCCACAAUUCCAACAGAGACAAAAGGAAUUAAAGAAGGAAGCCAUGGAGUACCGCAUAGUCCUUGAUACCAUUAACGAGGUGGGCAGUGCCCUGCUGGAACUUGUGCCUUGGAGAGCCCGCGAGGGUCUAGACAAGCUCGUCUCGGAUGCCAAUGAGCAAUAUAGAUCAAUCAGUGCUACUAUUGGACACAGGGUUGAUCAGAUAGAUGCUGCAAUUCAAAGAUCACAGCAGUACGAGCAAGCUGCUGACGCUGAGUUAGCCUGGGUGGCUGAGACCAGGAGAAAACUGUUGGCCCUCGGUCCAGUCUGUCUGGAGCAGGAUCAGACUACAGCUCAGCUCCAGGUGCAGAAGGCUUUCUCUGUAGACAUUAUCCGCCAUAAAGAUUCUAUUGAUGAGCUGAUUGGCACGCAGGAAGAGAUUCUGGGUACAUGUGGAGAUGGACAAAAGGCCACUUUGCAAGAGAAAACAAAAUUAUUGCUGCAGCAGUAUGAGGAUGUCAGCCACAUAAACUCAGAGCGGUCAGCCCGUCUGGAACGUGCUCAGGUUCUUGUGGGUCAGUUCUGGGAAACUUAUGAGGAGUUAAACCCAUGGAUUGAAGAAAUGAAGACCACCAUAUCCCAGCUGCCACCUCCUGCUGUCGAUCACGACAUGCUUAAACAGCAGCAAGAAGAAAUCCGGCAACUAAGAGAAUCCGUUUCGGAACACAAACCACACAUUGACAAGCUUCUGAAGAUUGGUCCACACUUAUGUGAACUGAAUCCCGAGGAAGGGGCGGCCGUGCAGGAAAAGUACAAUAAAGCAGAAGAGCUCUAUCUUGGAAUUAAGGAAGAUGUUCGCAACAUGGCUAUGGCAUUGGAUGAUGCACUGGCACAAGCUGCUCAGAUUGUGGAGUUCCAUGACAAGGUGGGACCUAUGUUGGAGACACUCGAGAGCAUGGCGUCUCGCCUACAUAUGUCUCCUCCCAUACCUGCAGAAGUGGAAAAGAUCCGGGAUUGUAUCAGUGACAACAAGAACACACUUAUGGAACUUGAAAAAUUACUGCCUUCCUUUGAGGCCUUGAAACAUCGUGGGGAAGAGCUACUCAGUCGCUCACAAGGUGCAGACAUGGAUCCGGCGGCGAAAGAAAUUCAAGAUAAGCUGGAUCGGCUUACAUUCUUCUGGGAAGAUAUCAAAACCAAAGCAGACGAGCGUGAAAUGAAAUUGUUGGAUGUUCUUGAGCUGGCAGAGAAGUUUUGGUUGGACAUGAAUUCACUGCUAACCACUAUUAAAGACACACAUGAGAUUGUCCAUGAUCUGGAGAGUCCUGGAAUUGACCCGUCAAUGAUUAAACAGCAGAUUGAGGCUGCAGAUUCCAUUAAGGAGGAGACUGAUGGACUUCACGAAGAACUGGAGUUUAUUAGGAUCCUUGGAGCUGACCUCAUAUUUGCUUGUGGAGAGACUGAAAAACCAGAAGUAAAGAAAAGCAUUGAUGAGAUGAAUUCAGCCUGGGAAAAUCUGAAGAAAACUUGGACAGAACGUCUGGAGAAACUUAGAGAUGCAAUGUCCCAUGCUGUGCAGUAUCAAGACACCUUGCAGGCAAUGUUUGACUGGUUGGAUAAUGCUGUGAUUAAACUAUGCGACAUGCCUCCUGUUGGGACAGAUACCAAUACAGUGAAGGAGCAGAUCAAUGAAAUGAAGGCGUUUAAGGUGGAGGUUUACCAGCAGCAAAUUGAAAUGGAGAAAUUAAAUCAUCAAGGAGAGCUGAUGUUGAAGAAAGCCAUUGAUGACACAGAUCGAGACAUCAUUCGGGGACCACUCACUGAGCUGAAGCAUUUAUGGGAGAAUCUUGGAGAGAAAAUUAACCACAGACAGCACAAAUUGGAAGCCGCCCUGCUGGCCCUUGGACAAUUCCAGCAUGCUUUAGCAGAGGUAAUGUCAUGGCUGUCACACACAGAAGAGUUGCUAGAGGCUCAGAAACCCAUCAGUGGGGACCCUAAAGUUAUUGAGGUGGAGCUGGCAAAGCAUCAUGUACUGAAAAAUGAUGUGCUAGCUCAUGAGAGUACAGUGCAAACUGUCAACAAGGCUGGAAAUGAACUGCUGGAGUCCAGUGCCCGAGAUGACGCCAACAGCCUUAGAAGUCGGCUGCAGAUGCUGAACCAGUCGUGGGAGUUUGUACUGCAGAGGACCGAGGAGAGAGAGCAGCAGCUCGACAUGGCUCUUCAGCAGGCUCAAGGCUUCUCUGGUGAGAUUGAAGAUUUCAUCCAGUGGCAGAGCAGAAUAGAAGGCCAACUUUCAGCCGCCAAACCCACUGGUGGACUUCCAGAGACAGCGCGUGAGCAGCUUCAGACUCAUAUGGAAUUGUAUGCUGAAGUGAAGGCAAAUGAAGAGCUAUAUAAACAGCUUUUGGACAAGGGGCAGCUGAUGAUUUUGAGCCGAGAUGAUUCUGCAGGCUCUGCCACAGAUCAGAACGUUGCCCUUCUGAAGAGAAAAUGGCAGAACAUUAACAACAAAGUAGAUGAGAGGAAGACUAAAUUGGAAGAAGCUCUCGGCCUAGCCACAGACUUCCAGAAUUCAUUGCAAGACUUUAUCAACUGGUUGACCCAAGCUGAGCAAAGCCUGAACAUUGCACCACCUCCUAGUCUCAUCCUGGACACUGUCCUUUUUCAGAUUGACGAGCAUAAGAUUUUUGUAAAUGAGGUUAAUGUACAUCGUGAGCAAAUAAUUGAGCUGGACAAAACCGGUAACCAGCUAAAGUUCCUCAGUCAGAAGCAGGAUGUUGUCCUGAUCAAGAAUCUACUGCUGAGUGUCCAGUCUAGAUGGGAAAAGGUGGUUCAGAGAUCUGUGGAGCGAGGCCGUCACUUGGACGACGCACGGAAGAGAGCAAAACAGUUCCAUGAAGCCUGGAAGAAAUUGGUAGACUGGUUGGAAGAAGCAGAGAAUCACCUGGAUUCAGAAAUGGAAAUCUCCAAUGAUCCAGACAAGAUUAAAUUACAGCUUUCUAAGCACAAGGAAUUCCAGAAGACAUUAGGUAGUAAACAGCCAGUGUAUGACACGACUGUCAGGACCGGACGUGCUUUAAAAGAGAAGGCCUCACUAAAUGAUGAUGUGCAGAGGCUAGACCAUCUUCUUGGAGAAGUGAGGGAUAAAUGGGAUACAGUGUGUGGAAAAUCAGUUGAAAGACAGCAUAAGCUGGAAGAAGCCUUGCUGUUCUCUGGCCAGUUUAUGGAUGCUUUACAGGCACUGGUUGAUUGGCUAUACAAGGUGGAACCUCAGUUGGCAGAAGAUCAGCCCGUCCAUGGAGAUCUGGAUCUUGUAAUGAACUUGAUGGAUGCCCAUAAAGUUUUUCAGAAAGAGCUCGGGAAGAGAACCAGCAGCGUUCAAGCUGUAAAACGUUCUGCCCGGGAACUGCUGGAUAGUAGUAGAGAGGAUACCACCUGGGUGAAGGUUCAACUUCAGGAACUUAGCACACGUUGGGACACUGUCUGUAAACUGUCAGUGUCUAAGCAGACCCGUCUGGAGCAAGCUCUGAAACAGGCUGAGGAGUUCCGUAGCACCGUCCAUAUGCUGUUAGAGUGGCUGUCAGAAGCAGAACAGACCUUGCGUUUUCGGGGUGCUCUUCCUGAUGAUGCUGAGGCUUUGCAGUCGCUCAUUGAUGUUCACAAGGAAUUCAUGAAUAAAGUUGAAGAGAAGCAGGUAGAUGUGAACACAGCCGUCAGUAUGGGAGAGAGGAUUCUAACUAUGUGCCACCCAGACUGUAUCACCACAGUCAAGCACUGGAUCACUAUCAUCCGAGCUCGAUUCGAGGAGGUUUUGACUUGGGGGAAUCAACACCAGCAGAGGUUGCAAACCGCUCUUGCUGAACUUCUUGCCAAUUCUGACCUACUAGAUGAGUUGUUAUCUUGGAUCCAAUGGGCUGAAACCACACUCAUCCAAAGGGAUCAGGAGCCUAUGCCUCAAAACAUUGAUCAAGUCAAAGCCCUAAUCUCUGAGCAUCAGGUGUUCAUGGAGGAAAUGACUCAGAAGCAACCAGAUGUGGAUAGAGUGACAAAGACGUACAAGAGGAAAACCGACCCUAACCAUGCCUCAUUCAGUGACAAGACCCGAAACAGGAAACCUGCAGUGCAGUCCACCCCACCAGUCUUUCAGAUGCCCUCCCAGUCGGAGAACAAGAACCCUAGAGUCAAUCAGUUGUCUGCCCGUUGGCAGCAGGUGUGGUUAUUAGCAUUGGAGAGACAGCGAAAGCUCAAUGAUUCUCUAGACAGGUUGGAAGAGUUAAAAGAAUUUGCCAACUUUGACUUUGACAUCUGGAGGAAGAAAUACAUGCGGUGGAUGAAUCACAAGAAAUCGCGGGUCAUGGAUUUCUUCCGCAGGAUAGACAAAGACCAGGAUGGGAAAAUUACCAGACAAGAAUUUAUUGAUGGGAUAUUGGCAUCCAAAUUUCCAACCACAAAACUAGAAAUGACAGCUGUGGCUGAUAUCUUUGAUGGUGAUGGUGAUGGAUACAUCGAUUACUAUGAGUUUGUAGCCGCCCUUCAUCCCAAUAAAGAUGCUUAUCGGCCGACUACUGAUGCAGAUAAGAUUGAGGAUGAAGUCACCAGGCAGGUGGCACAAUGUAAAUGUGCAAAGCGAUUCCAGGUGGAACAGAUCGGAGAGAACAAAUACAGGUUCUUCCUAGGGAACCAGUUUGGAGACUCUCAACAGUUGCGCUUAGUGCGUAUACUGCGCAGCACAGUGAUGGUUCGAGUUGGAGGAGGCUGGAUGGCUCUAGAUGAAUUUUUGGUGAAAAACGAUCCUUGCCGAGUUCAUCAUCCAGGAAUUAAAUUAAAGAGAACAGAUUCCGUCUCAUCCAUAGGCUUUGCAAGGGGAAGAACUAAUCUCGAGCUGCGAGAGAAGUUUAUACUACCCGAAGGGGUUUCCCAGGGAAUGACUCCCUUCAGGUCACGAGGGCGAAGGUCAAAACCGUCUUCCAGGACUGCCUCUCCUACUAGGUCCAGCUCCAGUGCCAGCCAGAGUAACCAUAGCUGUACCUCUGUUCCAUCCUCACCCGCUACCCCUGCAAGUGGUUCAAAGACUCCACAGCAGCCAUCUCGCUGUUACGAGAAGCCCUGGCUUGUAAACAGCAAGACUGGCACGCCCUCUAGGGGUUUCGAAUACUCAGACUUCCAGAUCCCAUCGUGUGAGGUAACACCAGCACAAAGCAGCAAAAUGAAGAAAGCUGCUAUCCAUACAAGCCGUUCAUCCCUCACAGGAGACAUGUCUGGAACCACGCCUUCUGGUGCCAAAUCAAGUCGACCUGAUCCUAAGAAAAGUGGCAGCCGUGCCGGGAGCCGUACAGGAAGCCGUGCCAGCAGCCGCAGAGGGAGUGAUGCCUCCGACUUUGAUCUUCUAGAGACACAGUCCGCUUGUUCCGACACCUCAGAGAGUAGCGCUGCUGGUGGUCCAUCCCGCAGAGGACUGUCUAAACCUUCUAAAAUCCCCACCAUGUCAAAGAAAACUGCCAGCACUCCUAAAACAUCAGCCACCAAGAGAUAGUCCUAACUGAAGCUACGCUCUGGCACACGUGCAGAUGGCCUAUACAUGGGACAGGCCGUGACAUUUUCUAUCCUACACUGUACAUCUGGAUGUACGUGGAUUCUCUGUGGAGAGAUUUCUAGCGUCUAUACAUGUAUACAAGAAAAAUGUUUAUAACUGCCUUAUCUGUUCUGUUUUUGUAUGUUACUACUUCCAUGUGAAUAUUUCUGUAGAUACAAAGCCUUGUGUGAAUUCCUGGUAAGAUUCAGGGACUCUCGGAGUGUAAAACAGGAGAGUAGACGGCUAGUGAUCAGAUUUUUGUGGGUUAUGAGACCCUUUUUGUUAGGGUUAAUAUCCCAUGGCUACACUACUAAACUUUACUAUGGAAAUCCUCUGUUUUGUAUAUGAACUAUUCUUGAUUAAAUUGCAGAGGAUCAGAGACUGACACGAGAUUUUAAUAAGAUUUAGUCUUUCUGAAUUGACAGCACUUGCACAUCUUGCUUUGACCAUGUAAUAAAGAUAUCAAGUCUCUUGCCGAUGAAGUGGACACUGUGGGAGCUACUACCACGCGUGACAAUAAUUUCCAAAAUCCUGGUGCAGCAUAGAUUAGCGUAUGCUUCUCCUCCGCCAUUUUGCACUCCUGCCAGAUUCAGCGGAUUUUCUAAUUGUAAACUCCAUAUGUUUUAUUUAUCUGCUUAGGAAUUUUCUUAUUUAUUAUUUAAUGCUCAUUCCACGUAGAAUUUGUGUGACAUGUUCAUUUUUUUGUAAGAAACACUCACAGUUGUGCGUCCGACGAAUGGGACUCACCAGCACAAUUCCUUCCUCACGUUUGUAUGCUGGCUUCGUCUAACAGACCAACCCUGUGGGGUGGAAGGGGUUAGGGCUCGGAUGGAUCCCUCCUGUUAUCGGUCAUUACAUCCAGUUCUUACCAGGCUGCUGUGUGAUUUUCUCAGUUAGUUUGCUACAGACAUUGAUGCUGUACCAAUGAACUGUUAAACAACAACACUUUUGUAUUAAAAUUGCUUGCAGUAACAACUUA
This is a messenger RNA of Bufo bufo (common toad), 22729 nucleotides long. RefSeq names its product microtubule actin crosslinking factor 1 (gene MACF1). The record is from RefSeq and is a predicted model, not a curated record. Gene Ontology annotation, molecular function: calcium ion binding; structural molecule activity; microtubule binding. Gene Ontology annotation, biological process: intermediate filament cytoskeleton organization; regulation of microtubule-based process; wound healing. The coding region runs from base 229 to 21711 and encodes 7160 amino acids. Gene Ontology annotation, cellular component: cytoplasm; microtubule; membrane. NCBI's taxonomy places the organism in Eukaryota, Metazoa, Chordata, Amphibia, Anura, Bufonidae. The transcript has 102 exons.